This is a messenger RNA of Sorex fumeus (smoky shrew), 4686 nucleotides long. RefSeq names its product TBC1 domain family member 9B (gene TBC1D9B). The record is from RefSeq and is a predicted model, not a curated record. Lineage: Eukaryota; Metazoa; Chordata; Mammalia; Eulipotyphla; Soricidae. The transcript has 21 exons. Gene Ontology annotation, molecular function: calcium ion binding. The coding region runs from base 55 to 4017 and encodes 1320 amino acids.
GACGGCGGCGGCUCUUCCGCCUGGCGGGCCUGUGCCCGAGCGAGCGGCCCCGCAAUGUGGCUGGCCCCGGAGGAGGUGCUGGUGGCCCACGCGCUGUGGGUGACGGAGCGAGCCAACCCCUUCUUCGUGCUGCAGCGGCGCCGGGGCCACGGCAAAGGCGGCGGCCUCACGGGUCUUCUCGUAGGAACCCUGGACGUGGUGCUGGACUCCAGUGCUCGCGUGGCACCGUAUCGCAUCCUGCACCAGACCCAGGACUCGCAGAUCUAUUGGACGGUGGCCUGUGGCUCUUCCCGCAAGGAGAUCACCAAGUGCUGGGAAUGGCUGGAGAGUAAUCUGCUGCAGACCCUGGCCAUCUUCGAAAACGAGGAAGACAUCACCACCUUCGUCAAGGGCAAGAUCCAUGGCAUCAUCGCUGAGGAGAGCAAGGGACUCCCCGCCCAGGGGGACGAGGACCCUGGGAAGUUCAAGGAGGCAGAGCUGAAGAUGCGCAAACAGUUCGGCAUGCCAGAGGGAGAGCGGCUGGUCAACUACUACUCCUGCAGCUUCUGGAAGGGCCACGUGCCCCGCCAGGGCUGGCUCUACCUGUCAGUCAACCACCUCUGCUUCUACUCCUUCCUGCUGGGCAAGGAAGUGAGCCUGGUGGUGCAGUGGGUGGACGUGACACGGCUGGAUAAGAGUGCCACCCUGCUAUUCCCCGAGAGCAUCCGCGUGACCACCCGUGACCAGGACCUCUUCUUCUCCAUGUUCCUCAACGUGGGCGAGACGUUCAAGCUCAUGGAGCAGCUGGCCAACCUGGCCGUGCGCCAGCUGCUAGACAGCUCUGGCCUCCCAGAGCAGAAAGCCCUGCCCCGGCCUGCGCGCCCACACCGACACGUGUCCGCCCUGAAGAGAGACCUGGAUGCCCGUGCCAAGAAUGAGUGCUACCGCGCCACGUUCAGGCUUCCCCUGGACGAGCGGCUGGAUGGCCACACAAGCUGCACCCUGUGGGCGCCCUUCAGCAAGCUGCACGUGCCAGGAGUGCUGUUCAUCUCCGGGAACUACAUCUGCUUCGCCAGCAAGGAGGAGGAUGCCUGCCACCUCAUCAUCCCGCUGCGGGAGGUGACCAUCGUGGAGAAAGCCGACUGCUCCAGUGUCCUGCCCAGACCGCUGUCCAUCAGCACCCGCGGCAAGAUGACCUUCCUCUUCGCCAACCUGCGGGACCGUGACUUCCUGGUGCAGAGGAUUUCAGAUUUUCUGCAGAAAACCCCGGUCAAGGUGCCAGAAGCCAGCAGCAAGGCCCAGGGAGUGGGCCCGGAGGAUCCGGAGUCCCCCCAAGAGUUCACCGAACUGCCAGCCCACCCAUCCUCACCCCUGGGGGGAGCCCAGGGGGCCAACGUGCUAGAGGCGCCCACGGCCUCGCAGGGUCUACUCAAGCUCUUCCAGGGGGCCACGCAGAUGGAGGACCUGGGCGCCAAGGGGGCCAAGGAGAAGAUGAAGGAGGAGUCAUGGAACAUCCAUUUCUUCGAGUACGGCCGUGGCAUGUGCAUGUACCGCACGGCCAGGACCCGAGAGCUGGUGCUGAAGGGCAUCCCCGAGAGCCUGCGCGGGGAGCUCUGGCUGCUCUUCUCAGGGGCCUGGAACGAGAUGGUAACGCACCCCGGCUACUAUGCUCAGCUGGUGGCACAGUCCAUGGGCAAGUACAGCCUGGCCACAGAGGAGAUAGAGCGGGACCUGCACCGGUCCAUGCCUGAGCACCCCGCCUUCCAGAACGAGCUGGGUAUCGCUGCGCUCCGCCGAGUGCUCACGGCUUACGCCUUCCGCAACCCCAACAUCGGCUACUGCCAGGCCAUGAACAUCGUGACUUCCGUGCUCCUGCUUUACGGCAGCGAGGAGGAGGCCUUCUGGCUGCUGGUGGCCCUCUGCGAGCGCAUGCUGCCCGACUACUACAACACCAGGGUGGUGGGGGCGCUGGUGGACCAGGGCAUCUUCGAGGAGCUGACGCGCGUGCUGCUGCCGCCGCUGUGGGCCCGCCUGCGGGAGCUGGGCGUCCUCUCGAGCAUCUCGCUGUCCUGGUUCCUCACGCUCUUCCUCAGCGUCAUGCCCUUCGAGAGCGCCGUGGUGGUCGUCGACUGCUUCUUCUACGAGGGCAUCAAGGUCAUCCUGCAGCUGGCCCUGGCCGUGCUGGACGCCAACACCGAGGCGCUGCUGGCCUGCCACGACGAGGGCGAGGCCAUGACCAUCCUGGGCAGGUACCUGGACAACGUGGUGAACCGCCAGAGCAUCUCCCCGCCUGUCCCGCAUCUUCACGCCCUGCUGACGAGUGGGGACAGCCCGCCCGAGCAGGUGGACAUCUUCACCUUACUGAAAGUGUCCUAUGAGAAAUUCAGCAGUCUGCGGACGGAAAGCAUCGAGCAGAUGCGGAUUAAGCAGCGGCUGAAAGUGAUCCAGUCCCUGGAAGACACAGCCAAGAGGAGUGUGGUCCGAGCGAUUCCUGGAGAUAUCGGCUUCUCCAUAGAGGAGCUGGAGGAGCUCUAUGUGGUGUUCAAGGCCAAGCAUCUGGCGAGCCAGUACUGGGGGGGCAGCCAGCACCCCGCGGGGCGCCGCGACCCCAGCCUGCCCUACCUGGAGCAGUACCGCAUCGACGGCGCCCAGUUCCACGAGCUCUUCGCCUCACUGGCGCCCUGGGCCUGCGGCCCCCACACGGCUGUGCUGGCCUCGCGCAUGUUCCGCCUGCUGGACGCCAACAGGGAUGCCCUCAUCAACUUUAAGGAGUUUGUGACUGGCAUGAGCGGGAUGUACCACGGGGACCUGACUGACAAGCUCAAGGCUCUGUACAAACUGCAUUUGCCCCCAGCUCUGAGUGCUGACGACGCCGAGUCGGCCCUGGAAGCCACCCAUUACUUCACCCAAGACUGCGCCCCCGAAGGAGCCUUACAGGAGAGCCAGCACAAGGGGAUCCCGAGAGAGGACGCGGGGGAGAGACAAGGGGGCAGACCCCGCCAGGACUCCCCAGGGACUGAGGACAAGGGGACCAGCCCUCCUGACUACCGCCAUUACCUGCGAAUGUGGGCGAAGGAGAAGGAGGCCCAGAAGGAGACCAUCAAGGAUCUUCCCAAGAUGAACCAGGAGCAGUUCAUUGAGCUGUGCAAGACCCUGUACAACAUGUUCAGCGAGGACCCCCGCGAGCAGGAGCUCUACCACGCCAUCGCCACGGUGGCCAGCCUGCUGCUGCGCAUCGGCGAAGUGGGGAAGAGGUUCUCCGCGGGGUCGGGUUCCUCAGGCCGGAAGAGCCUGGAAGACAGCCCAGAGGCAGAGGAGAAGGAGGCCCAUCACGAGCCCACCACCGUGGAGGCCACCAGGGACCCGCCUGCCAAAGCUGGUGGGGACAGCCACGCUCACAAGGCCCCGCCUGAGAGCCAGGGAGUAGGGGAGGGGGGCGAAGGCGAGGGCCGAGGGGGCUUGUCCCCACCCCUCCCACCAUCGCCUCUCUGGGACGAGGACACCAAGGACGAUCUGUCUGUGUCGUCUUUCUCGGUGGUGAGCUCCGGCUCACUGCCCUGUGACGAUCUGGCAGAGGAUCCCGUGCUUGUAACCGGGGAGCCGGACCCUGAGGGGGUGGCAACAGUGACCGGCGCUGAGGGGACCAUGGACAGGGUGGUGAGGGCCGAGGACGCUGUGGAGGAGACAACGAUCGCCCAGGGCGCCGUGGAUGGGGCAGAGAGGGCCGAGGGUGCUGUGGACGGAGCAGGGCAGGCCGAGGGCAUCGUGGACGGAGCAGGGCGGGCCAAGGGCGCCGUGGAGAGAGCAGGGCGUGCCGAGGGCACUGUGGACGGGGCAGGGCGGGCCCAGGGCACUGUGGACGGGGACUGGUGCAUCUCAUUUGAGCAGAUCCUGGCGUCCAUCCUCACCGAGCCGGCACUGGUGACCUUCUUUGAGAAGCGGGUGGACCUGGGCACCAAGAUCCAGGAGCAGAAAAAGGUGGACCGGCAGGUCAGCACCAGCAGUGACCCCUCAGAGCAGUACGGAGGCUCUGGCUGAAGUCCCGACCCACUCCACCCCCUCCAACCUCCCCCAGUGGGACAGUGGCCCUUCUCUGUCGCCUCAGCUUGCCCCCUGCCUGGUCCUUCACUCCGGGGGUGUCCAGGUACUGGGCGGGCGACCGUGUCUGCAAAGCGGGGGCACCGAGUGUUCCCAGGGCCAGAGUUCAGCUGCCGAGCGCUCACUCCUGAGGGCCCGACCUGCCCCAACUCACAUCAGCUGCCCCGGCCUCGCUGCUCAACGUUCCUCAAUAAACCCAGGAGCUAAACGCACCCAUUGGUGCCCGAGCCCGUCCCGCCCAGACCCCAGCUUCUCCCGCAGACCCUGCCCUCGGUUCCUCCCAGCUUGGUGGCCUCAUUCCACCAGGUGGACACCGGGUUCAGGGAGCCAGAUUUGGGGGCGGGGGCACAGAAGCAGGCGUGCCUGGAGAAGCCCCUCACAGCUGCCAGCUAGGGCUGGGGCGGCAGGGGUCCGCAGGGGAGCCUGCCCCGUCAAGGACUCUCCAGCUUUAUGGAGGGACCUCAUUGUUAAAGGAGCCAAGAAGGCACAGGAUUCACUGGCUGGACUCCAGCCCCGGGUCUGUUUUCAUUUGGGGGUCCCCACCCGGGAGGGUUCAGGGCCCUCCGGGGGACUCAGAGAUACCUGUGGGGGGGUCGGGGGUGGAAUCUG